UAUAAAAGGCGAAAUGGCAACACCGGCACCGGCACCGGCAGCCACACAGGAGUUUACAAUCUCCUCUUGAUUGGACAGUAAUAUCGAAACGAAACAAAUUCUAAAUACACAAUACACAAAUGGGAAGGAAGUUUUUCGUCGGCGGUAACUGGAAAUGUAAUGGAACCUCAGAAGAGAUCAAGAUCCUUUUGUCACUUCUUAAUGCUGGUCAAGUUCCAUCUGGAGAUGUUGUGGAGGUUGUAGUGAGCCCCCCAUUCUUGUUUCUUCCAUCUGUUAGAACUACAUUGAGGUCUGAUUUUCAUGUUGCAGCCCAAAAUUGUUGGGUUAAGAAAGGAGGCGCAUUCACCGGUGAGAUCAGUGCAGAAAUGCUUGCGAACCUGCGUAUUCCUUGGGUUAUCAUUGGCCAUUCUGAACGAAGAGCUCUUUUUAAUGAAUCAAACGAGUUUGUUGGAGACAAGAUUGCUUAUGCUCUUUCCCAAGGUCUAAAGGUAAUCGCUUGUGUUGGCGAGUCUCUUGAGCAGCGAGAAUCAGGAUCUACCAUUGAAGUUGUUGCUGCACAAACCAAAGCAAUCGCAGAUAAAAUAUCAAAGUGGAGUGAUGUAGUUUUGGCAUAUGAGCCUGUUUGGGCUAUUGGAACAGGAAAGGUUGCUACUCCUGCUCAGGCCCAAGAAGUUCAUUUAGAAUUGAGGAAUUGGCUUCAAAAGAAUAUCAGCGCUGAAGUUGCAUCUACUACACGGAUAAUCUAUGGAGGUUCGGUGAAUGGUGGGAACUGCAAGGAGUUGGGUGCACAGCCUGAUGUUGAUGGUUUCUUAGUUGGUGGGGCUUCUCUCAAGGCUGAAUUCUUGGACAUCAUCAAGGCUGCCGAGGUCAAGAGAAAUGCUUAGCCCGUAUUUUUAUGGCUUAUUCUAAAAUAAUAAAAAAAACUGAUCCAUCUUUAUUCCUUAAAAUCAUUAUACAUCUCGUCUUGAUUCAUUAUCUGAUCCUUUGCUAUAACUACAGUUUCUAAAUUAAGUUCUUUUUAGUAAUUUCUUUUAUAUGUAUCAGCUAA
Cynara cardunculus var. scolymus (artichoke) is the source of this 1048-nucleotide messenger RNA. RefSeq names its product triosephosphate isomerase, cytosolic-like. Gene Ontology annotation, cellular component: cytosol. Bases 120 to 884 code for a protein of 254 amino acids. The record is from RefSeq and is a predicted model, not a curated record. Gene Ontology annotation, molecular function: triose-phosphate isomerase activity. The transcript is spliced from 8 exons. Gene Ontology annotation, biological process: gluconeogenesis; glyceraldehyde-3-phosphate biosynthetic process; glycerol catabolic process. NCBI's taxonomy places the organism in Eukaryota, Viridiplantae, Streptophyta, Magnoliopsida, Asterales, Asteraceae.